CCAGGAUUGACGGAAGGAGGGAGGGAGGCAGUCCCCGGCUCCGCUCCCCGGGUUUUCCUUCCCGCCGCCGCCGCCGCUCCGCGCCCGCUUCCAGCUCCGGCUCUUGCGCGCCGCCUCCCCUCUCCAGCUGUUUUACGCAUCUGGCCAGCCGCGCCCUCCUCGCCUUCUCUCUCUCGCCUUCGCAGCAGCAGCAUCUGCGCGCCCGACGGCUCUCUGCCAGCUCCGAAGCUGCCAUGUCCGGGGAAGAGGCGGCCGGGGGCGACGCGGGCGCCCCGCAAAGCGCCACCGCGGCGCCACCGGAGCAGCAGCAAGAAGCCACUCCGGCAGCGCAGCCCGCCCAGGAGGGCAAGGCUGCGGGGGCCCCGUCGGAGGCGGCUGCUGCCGCCGCUGCUCCCGGGCGCCAGUACCGGGCGCUGGUGCUGAGCAGCUUCGGCGGCUACGAGAAAGUGAAGGUGCAGACGCGCCAGCUGCCCGCAGCCGAGCCCAGCCCGGCCGCGGGCCAAGUCAGCGUCGAGGUGCGCGCCUGCGGGCUCAACUUCGCGGAUCUGCUGGCCCGACAGGGGGUGUACGACAGGCUGCCGCCGCUGCCCUUCAGCCCGGGCAUGGAGGCGGCCGGCACCGUCUUGGCCGUGGGCGAGGGCGUCUCCAGCCCCAAGGUGGGUGUCGAGGGGGGGUAGGAAAGCGUCUCCGGUUCGACGGCGGCUGGGCGCGGACUCUGCUUCCUUUCCCCCGCAGUGCAGGGAAGGGUGGGCGUGGCGGGGCAGGGGGAGCGGAGGAGGAGCAGCCCACCCCCAGGAGGGCAUCUGGAUGCGUGGGCGGGGGGGGGUACGUGGGCGCGCAGCCCCCCUCACCCGUGGGGAACCCGAAGGUUCGAGGGUGGAGCUGGAGAAGGUGCCUAACCUUAGGGAGCUAACGGGAGGGGCUGGGAGGAACGUGGCGAGGCGAAGGAUCCUGCCCUGCAAGGAGUGGGGGGGGGGCGGGUCGAGAGAUGGGCGCGAUCCCCUCCCGCCCCAGGGGUUCUACCUGUCUGGAAAGUGGGCGUGGAGCUGAGACAAUGGAAGGGUGGGGUGGGGGUGCGUGGGAGGGAGCGCCCCCUCUCCACCUUCAGCUGAAGUGGGCGCCCCAGGGAGAAGGGACUCAGGAGCCCCCCCACCCCCACGAGAAGAGGGUGCGAUCCGGGACCCACCCAGAAGGGGGGAGAUGUGGGCAGGAAGACUGCCUAGGGCAGGGAGUGUCUACGUCUUGGCUGGCUUGGGGAGACGACCGAAAUGCUUUCGUUUUUUGGGGGGGGGGGCAGGAUCACGCCUCCCUCCCGCUUAUGCAAGAGGCACGGGGCUUUGUUCCUGAUCUCAUGCUUUGCCUCGGGCUUGUGGGGUGGGGUCAUUCCUUCGCAUCUGCCCUAGAUGUCCAGAAAUGCAAUGUGGAAAUGACACAGCCCCACCUUCUCCCCACAGCCUUGGGAUUUGGGGGUGGCGCAGCAGCAACAGAGGGUGGUCCCAGAUUCUGUGCCGCACUCUGCACAUGCCUGGAGCACAGCAUACGCUCAGCAGGAUGGGAAGGAGGCUGGAGUUUGUCACGUUCUUCGGAGGGGGACAACCGCACCCUGGUGACUGGGGUUAUGGACCCACACACCCCACUGUGUGUUGUGCAGGGAGCUGCACGUCAGUGGGAAGAGAUGCAGACUUUCUUUUGGUGGCUGCUGUUUACAAUCCCUUCCUUCUCCAGGGUCUCCACAGAGGGUUCUUCCGAGAGAUUAAGUAUUUAUUUAUUUUCUAAAUAACAGUCGCUGCCGCCACCCUGCAUCUGAGGGGUUAAUUUAUCCCACCCUGUCACCUCAGUUUUUCCCACAGCCACUAUUUUGGCAGAAGCUUUGUAACACUAAUAAGGCUCAUUCGAGAAAUAUAGCAAUACAGUGGUACCUCGGGUUACAUACGCUUCAGGUUACAAACUCCGCUAACCCAGAAAUAGUACCUUGGGUUAAGACCUUUGCUUCAGGAUGAGAACAGAAAUCGCGCGCAACACCAUCAGGAGGCCCCAUUAGCUAAAGUGGUGCUUCAGGUUAAGAACAGUUUCAGGUUAAGAACGGACCUCUGGAACGAAUUAAGCACGUAACCAGAGGUACCACUGUACCUGUUCCUGCUUCCUUUCUGUGUGUUCGUAUGGCACACGGUUAUAAGGUGCGGUGUGUAUUUUAAGUGUACCGGUUAUCUCAACCAGUUCAUUAAUCAUGUGACUUAAAAGCUUGAGGCUGUGAGUGCAAAAGAGAAAAUAAAGCAAAUCUUAACUCAUGGGUUUUUUGGGGGCAUAUAGGAGGGCGGGGACUUUAUCCGCAACUUCUGCUUCACCUCAAAGGCAUUCCCGGAGACUUGAGGGAGAAUUCAGGCGAACCCUGUUAAUACUUUAAAAGAACCCUGGAGCUAUGAAAAGGGGCCCUAUGCACAUUUUUUAAUUAAUUUUUGUUCCUAUCCUGCUUCCGUGCUGCCACCACCCCGACCUCAAGGUGGCGUAAGUGGUUCUCCCCCUCCCCAAUCCCAUUCAAUCCUCACCACAACCUUGGGAGGUCCCAGGAUUACCCAGUGAGUUUCGUGGGUCUGUGGGGAUUUGAACCCAUGUCUCCCAGGUCCUAGUCCAACACGCUAACCACUGCACCACACAGGCAUACAUCCUGAUGGACCUAUGUGGAGCUCUGCACCCAAGGGAAGAUUAUAAGUGGCCCAGGGUCUCCCAUUCCAUGGAGGAGCCCGUUCUCCACCUUGCUGAGCAUCCGUUGUUGUGGGGCGUGGCCUCUGGUUGUGACCACUCUCCCUCCCCCUUGUCAUGGCUGUUUAUAUGAACAUCCCUUUGGUGUGCAGUGAGCAGUGGCUUACCUGUAAAUUCCAUUAGCUUCUGUAGCCAGACUCUCCAAGGGCGUGGGCGUAAUCAUAAAAACAUAGCAAUUUCAAAUAUUUUCUGGUAUCGAUUGCUUUCAAACUGGAGGCAAAGCAUGUUGAAGCUUCCUUCAAGGUUUAUUUUUGCAAGGAUCAGGCAGGCCCGCUUUCCUUUGCACGCCGUUGCUUGAGAAGAAUAGGACUCCUUUGCAAAUUCAGAGAGAUUGCCAUGGAUUUCUCCAAUAAACUUGAUGUGCAACCGUUUUCAUCAUUGCCACUUGAUAAGUGGUAAUUAAGACUUGGGCGUCUUCAGUAUGGUUCUUCAAAUUAGCUAAUCUUGCGAUGAAAAGCCCUGCUGGUUUCUGCUUCCUGUCUUGAAAAGUACAGGGUUUGGUCCCUGGGUUUUCACCACAAAAAGCCAGUUUUGAACCUGUUUUACUGGCUGCGUUCCAACAGAACCCCAGAAACAAGGCCUAUAGUAUUCUGUUGUUCUUUGAAGAGGCUAAGAAGAGGUCAGAUGCGAAGGGCCAUAGCGCUUCAGGGUUGGAUGCAGAAGGUUCCUGGUCCAAUCUCUGCCAUCUCCAGGUCCGGCCAGGAGACAGGUCUGCCUGAAGAGCACUGGAGAGUUCUUGCCAGUCACUUUAGCGGCAACACCGAGCGACGGCUUCUGCAGACAUCCUUUUAAUGCUGCGUUCAUAAUGAUUUGCCCUCGUGAUGGUUAUACACGAUCCCACUCUCGAUACUGUCUUCACCUGCGAAGGUUUUGCGGCAGACAUACUGCUUCAUCUCCAGUCUUUUCAUUUCCUGAAAUGUGGUAUCUUUUCAUACCACAAGUGUGCGUUCUGCAGUCAUUGUACUGCAGUGCAAAGCAAUAAUGCAAUAACACAUCGUGGGACAAAUAAUAAAGUGGGAAUAAUAAAGUGGAUGUGCAGACAGUCCAGUAUAACUCCGCCACUGUUGCAUUAAUGAUAUGAUGUGGAAUACACCUGCAAAACAAAAGCAACAACCUAGAAUAUGGGCCAAGGCUCUAACUUCGGCAUGAAGUAUCUUCCUACGUAAGAUGACCAAUUCAACACCACAAUUUUAGAGGCAGUGGUGAAUUCAGCAUGGGAUAUGAGAUUUCCAUCAUUCUGGUUCAGCAAGACUUGCAUAUAUAUAUAUAUAGAUUUGUAAAGUAUAAUUCCUAUAGCAUUGGAGAUAUGCCUCAAAAACCUCCAGUUUUGCAACCAGAGCUUUCCGGAGUCAAUUACAUGCAAGUCUUCGUAAAUUUGGCCCUAUGUUCUGGUUUUAUUCCGGUUGAAGAACUAUGGCAUACCCUGGCCUGGAAUUUGAAUAGUUGCAAUAAUAUGUAGAAGUCCUAGCCCAUGGAUUUCUAGGCAGGCUUUGUCCUUACUGAAAGGCCCCAAAGGUUCAAAAUAAAUUGGACCAGAACAUUGAAACACCAGUUGGACCAGUUAAGGCGGCCAACCUACUUGAAAGUCACCUUGGCAACCAAGUUCAUUGGCUGGGCGCCUAUCUUGCAAGCAGAGAGUUGCCUGGUUACUUCAAACUGAUUAUGGGUAAUUCAGCCGCCAACCUGCUUCCUUUUUUGCCCUCUGCGAGCCACCGCCCCUCAAGUUCCUUUGUUUGGUCAACUGUGUCUUUAGAGGCAGCCCUAGAAAGCAUCUUUGGAGGAGACCAGGUGAUCUAGCUACCUGGCGACAGUUCCACGGGUUGCAUCUUUGGACUAGAAGAAGUGGCCAAUGAGCUUGGGGGUGGGGUGGAGAAUAUGUCCUGCAGUCUCAUUGUGCUGUGCCUCCUUCCCGGCCUGAUCCAGCUAGCUUCUCUUCUGACCAGUGAUGAUUCAUAGAGUGGCUUAUGGGAUUGCUGAGUUAAUGGGGAAGGACUGUACCCCACGGGCAGAGCGGAAGGUCCCUGGGACAACCUCCAGGAUACCCAGGUGGGUACUGGAGUGAAUGGGUGUUAGGGGAAGGGUAAUCGUACACCUUGGAGUAAAUUGUCCACCUUUGGUCCCUGUUAUGUACUGAAGUUCUCACCCUGGGCCAACAGGGGGAUACUGUAGAUAGUUUUCACUCAGGUCCACAUAUGCAAAUAAGGAAUUGAAAGUGACGUUCAGUGAUUGGAUAGUUACAGAAAGUUGUUACUGUUGCAUUCUAGUGGAGCUCUAUAUAAGCAGGCUGGCUGAACCCUUCAGUUCAGUUCUGUUCUGGGUCUGUGAAUAAAUAAGAGCUGUUUGAAGAAUUGCUGUGUCGUCUGAUAUGUUCACCCGCAACUUAACAGUCCUCAUCCUGCACUUGGCUCCCAGCUGUGGCUCCUAGAAGCUGUCAGCAUGUGACAGCGGCCACACCCUGGGAAUGGCUUCAAAGGUUUCAAGCCCUGGGUGAGUUAGGGACUUCCCCUGCAUGCGAAGACAGGCUCCAGAGGACUGAAUGGCCGAGACCAAUUAUGGGUCCAAUGGUCAAGAAGGAGGUUUCUGCACCUGCCGUAGAGGGAAGUGAGGGGCAGGUGGGGCUCGUCAACCUGUGAAGGUAGCCCAUCUCUGAGAAGGAAAACCGAUACAGUGGUACCUUGGUUUAUGAACUCAAUCCGUUCCGGAAGUCCGUUCUUAAACCAAGGCGUGCUUUCCCAUAGCAGCGGGGCGCUCAAUUUACAAAUGGAACAGACUCAACAGGAAGUGAAACAUGUUCUUCUUCCAAGGCAAAGUUCACAAACCAAAACACCUACUUCCGGGUUUGCAGCGUUCUUAAUCCAAGUUGUUCAUAAACUAAGCUGUUCUUAAAUCAAGGUACCACUGUAUAUUGCCAGGUCAAAAAUCUCUGGUGCCGCUCAGUUCAAGCCGUGCUCUGUGUGCAUUGUGUCACUCGUGGAAGACGUAGCAAAUUAGGGGGAAAGUUUUGCUCAAGUACGCGAGGCUUCUAAAAGGGCUUUGAGUCUAUCAGUUUUUCGGGGGGGGGGUUCCCCAACUGCCCCCUACCCUGUGUCCAAUUUCUGAUGGGAGUUACGGUUGUUGCCAGAUACUCAGGCAGCAACGCACAGUUUAUCAGUCUAGUGCACUUGUCUGCUCCUGUAAUGGGAUGCAGAUUCGAUGUUCCAGCUGCCUAAUAAGGCUUAGCGGGGGUGUUGUGGUUUUGUGUGUGUGUGUGUGCCAGAGACGGGCUGUUAUGGGCAUUGGGGAAUCUUGCCGCCACCAUUCCCACAAGAGACAACAGCUGGCUUUUUUGCUAUCUAAAUGGGCCUCGUGCUGGGAAAACGCAGACAGGCAGCAGCUCCUAGACAACGUCCCCUGGUGUUCUCUAAUUAUUUCUGCCUCUUUACCUGUGAGUUGGGUGCGAGGGGAAUAGAGCAUCUCCAUUAUCCUUAAGGAGGAGCGGAAGAUUCAGUGGGGGGUUGGGCACAGCUGUCUCUGCCCUGCCUGCUCCUUGCAAGACUUCUAAACCUUCAACUGCAAGUCUUAAAAAAAAGAGUAAAAAAAAAUUUAUUUUCAGCGUUAGUAGAAUUAAAAUAAAAGGUAAAGGGACCCCUGACCAUUAGGUCCAGUCGUGGCCGACUCUGGGGUUGCGGCGCUCAUCUCGCUUUAUUGGCCGAGGGAGCCAGCGUACAGCUUCCAGGUCAUGUGGCCAGCAUGACUAAGCCGCUUCUGGCCAACCAGAGCAGCACACGGAAACGCCGUUUACCUUCCCGCUGGAGCGGUACCUAUUUAUCUACUUGCACUUUGACGUGCUUUCAAACUGCUAGGUGGGCAGGAGCUGGGACUGAGCAACGGGAGCUCACCCUGUCACGGGGAUUCGAACUGCCGACCUUCUGAUCGGCAAGUCCUAGGCUCUGUGGUUUAACCCACAGCACCAAUAUAUACACAUAAAAGAUCGCAUGCAAACAGUGGUACCUCAGGUUAAGUACUUAAUUCGUUCCGGAGGUCCGUUCUUAACCUGAAACUGUUCUUAACUUGAAGCACCACUUUAGCUAAUGGGGCCUCCUUCUGCUGCCGCGCCGCCAGAGCAUGAUUUCUGUUCUCAUCCUGAAGCAAAGUUCUUAACCCGAGGUACUGUUUCUGGGUUAGCAGAGUGUGUAACCUGAAGCGUAUGUAACCUGAAGUACCACUGUAAUACAAACAUUGCAGCACCAGCCCUUUUUCUUACAAGUAAGCAGCUGUAACAGAGAAGGAAAUGCCAAAGGGCUGAUUGCCACUAGCUGCUGAUUCUGUAGGUUCACCCUAUCUGUAUUCAAAUACGGUCAUAAAACAGGAAGAAUAAAAUUGCGAGAUAAUGAAAUAAUCCUCCUAGGCCUUUACUGAUCUCUGAGCCAGCUCAUGCAGCCUCAAACCCUUACAAAGCAGAAAACAAAUAAGGCACUGUAAGCAGACAAAGUUCACCCUUCCAGGGCUUGCGUGGCCUCGCCUGAUUCAGAUGUUCCAGAGAAAUAGUCCUGUGCUGGUGAAAUUUUGCCCCCAAAUCUCUUAAGAGGUUGCUCCUGAUGGGGAGGCACCCGAUAUCAUCACUCAGUCCUGUUCUCUGAAAUUGAUCCUGGAAGAUAGGACUGGAACCAGUGCCUUCAAUGCCCAACUCAUAGAACUGGUUCACGGGAGGCCAUCGUCAAUGGUAUCAAAAGCCACUGAGAGAUCAGGUAAAAGCCACAGGGUCACACUCCCCUUGACUCCCCUCUCAAGGCGGCCAAGGUCGGAUUCAGUCCCAUAUCCUUGCCUGAACCCCAAUUGGAAUAAGUCAAGAUAAUAGGCUUCAUCCAAGCGUAUGUGCAACUGUUGCUGUGUAGGCCCUGCCAUUUUGCUUUUGGUGCACGCCCUCAGGAGACAGGGCAUGUUCAUCUGUCGCUUUCAGAAUGGUCGAGAGUAAGUGUGGACCGCCAGGUUGGAUUACCUGAGAACCUUGCGUAAUCAAGGAAAGAUCGACAGUUUCCUUUCCCCUUGAGUUAGAGGCCUCGCCAUGUUAUUAUGUGUGUUGUUUCUUUUCAUUGCCUGUAGUUUCAGCUUCUGUUUCAAACUACAGGUAGGUAGCCGUGUUGGUCUGCCAUAGUCAAAACAAAAAUAAAAAAUAAAAAUUACUCAGAACGGUGGUGGGAAUGGGUGAUUGGCUGAUAGGUGUGGUAAACCUGUUGACUACUGUUAACGACUGCAAUUGGUCUUACAGGAAAAAGUAAGGGGUGAGAGGGCUAAAAAUAGUUUUAUCAUGUAUAAUGAGAUAAGAAUCCAAUGUCUCUGUUCAGACCAGGUCUCUCCAUGGUUCUAAGUUUGGUAAUAAGUUGCAAUUCAGCCACUUCUCUUUCCAGUCUAUUUCUGAAAUUCUUUUGUAAUAUGACAUCUACUUUGAGAUCUUGUGAUGCCAGGAAUCACAAGACAGAGAAACCAGUAGAAUACUUCAAUCUCCCAGGGCAUUCUAUACAAGAUUAAUAAAAAGAAAGAAAAAGAAAUGGUAUGGGCGCUAAAAUAAGGUUACCAAAUUUGUUUCAAUGAAUCCGGGGGGACACUUUUCAAAUUCAAUGGAUUUUGUAUGGGAACCGAUUUCUAGAUCCGGGGACUGUCCCUGGGAAAUGGGGAUGUCUGGUAAAACCAAUGGCAAAAACUCCCACAAAACCCCCUCACAAGGGACGAAAGCUUAAAAACACAUGGAUACAAAUAAAGUCCGGAUCUUGCAAAUCCUGCCCCACUCAAAGAGGCCAGGCUGAUGAGUUGGUUCUUGGACAAUAGCCCUGUAACUGAUACCUGUCAACUUGGGGAUGGCUCCGUCUGUGGUCAUGAAGUGCAUCCAGUCUGUGUUGAUUUUGGCACUGCUCUGUGGAUGAGGAAUGUAACAUCCAUCACAAUGGCUUGUUGUCCUUUGGGAUUGUCAUCAUGCACCUAUCUUAUGCUGCUCCUCCCCUGAAUAUCUUGUUUAUUCGAGCAGUGAUCUUCCUUCCUGGCUGCAGCAAGAGAAGUCCCUUUAUAGCAUGUGGCAGCUGCUAGCCAUCUUUCCCACCCUAAAAACAGCCUGCUUCCCUUGGCUAUUUUAAAUUAAUUACUAAUACACAAGGCGAUAGCUGGACCUGAGGAAGAGCAGAGAAUUAGGUCAAUGCAUUCCAGCUAAUGCCAGAAGUGUGUGCUAUGUAUUACAUUUCAAUAAUAAUAAUAAAUAAUAAUUUAUUAUUUAUACCCCGCCCAUCUGGCUGAGUUUCCCCAGCCACUCUGGGCGGCUCCCAAUCGAGUGUUAAAAACAAUACAGCAUUAAAUAAAAUAAGCAUAAAUUAAAUUAAAUUAAGCACAAAGCCAUGAGGUAAUACUUGAUAUCCUCCUUUGGGGCGGCCAUUUUUGUUUUUCUGCUUUUUAUUAGAGACGCAGCUUUGGCAGACGCCGUCCUCGAAUUCUCCUAGAAAGAACUUUCACUCAGAAACGCCGUCGUGCUUUCUUACGUGAAGCACGUCUUCCUGAUUUUUGACUUCGGUUAUUGGAAAACUGUAGAGAUGAAGUCAUUGUCACCAAGAGAAACUUGGCUGAGGGGGUCCAGGGCCCUGGCUGAAGCAGGCGUUCCCUCUAACGUAAAAGGAAAGGGUGCCCUGGAGGCCUUUGCAGUGGGCCUUAUGAUUUGCGCUGAGAUGCUCUUGCUAGGUUGGAAGCUGGCCCAAGCCGUCUGUCAUUGAACCACGACUGGUCUAAUGACUCCAUGGCUCCAUUGGAGGCACGUUCAGGCAUCCUGCUUGCAUGUAGAAUCUCAGUGGUGUCCAAACUUUUUUCAAAGAGGGCCAGAUUUGAUGAAAUGAAGGGGCGACCAAAGUUUUUGAGCUUUUUUCGGAUUGAAGUUGUUAAGGUGGAUUUUUAGGACUUUACCCCAGGAAAUAAACUGCCACAGGGGCUGGAUUCAACUGACCGGUGGGCCGGAUUAGGCCCCUGAAACGGACUUUGGACAUGCCUGAUGUAGAUCCUACAAUAAGCUCAGCCCCUGCCUCACUAUUCCCUUUGAGUAGUUGGAGAUUGAAGUCUGAAGCGGGCAAUCUCUUCUCCCCGUGCGUAUUUCUGGCAUGAGACAGAACCCUGCAAAACUGGGAGCAGCCAUAGUUUAGCGGUAGAGGAUUUACAGAAGGUUCGAGAUAGAGCAGCUGGGAAUGUCCUCUGCAUGAAACCCUGGAGAGCCAUCAGUGUUUCCCAAUCUUGGGUCUCCAGCUGUUGUUGGACUACAACUCCCAUCAUCCCUUGCUAGCCAUGGUCAAGGAUUGUGGGAACUGUAGUCCGAAAACAACUGGAGACCCAGGAUUGGGAAACACUGGACUAGACAGUAGUGAGCUUGAUGGACUGGUGGUCUGAUUCUGCCUGCAGCAGCGUCCUGCAUCCCUUAAUUGGGAUCCUAAAUUGUGUGGAGAAGGGAAACUUUCUGCUUUUACCCUCCAAGUUCUGGAGGACCUCAGAGAUAGUGAUGUGGAGGGAGUGAAUUAUUCCUUUUUUUAUUAUUAUUAAAUUAGCAUGCUGCCCUUCAUCCCUAGAUCUCCAGGUGGUUCACAAAACCUAACAAUACAUCCAGGAUUUGCGGGUGACCUUUGAGGCUUUUCCAAAUAGUUCUCUUCAAAGUUGUCUCUUUGAAGCUACUUAAGCACUGUUUUUCUUCGACCAGUAUGUAAAAAAAGAGUUCAUUAGGGUUCCCCCACCCCCUACAAAGUUUAUCCUCUUUCACGCUGGUAACUUGGAGGCAAAGUGGAACGUGUGUCUAGAGGUAGUUUUCAAAGGCGGCUUGUAUUUUUAAUCAGUAAAUGGGGGCUGGGGAGGAAACCACACACAGUUAUGGAAGUAGCCGCUGCAGCCUUCUGUGCGCAGUGAUGCUCUGUGUGUGGCUGCUUCGGAAGUCACACUGUUCCUGUAAAGAGGCUGCUUGUGAGCGGCCCAUUGCAGAGGCCAAUGAGCUGCUGAAAUGUCUGCAUCAGCUUUGUUGCAGCAGUUGAAAGCAUGUGUUGUUUGCUUGAUGCUUCGUUGCCUAUCAAAAUCUGCAAGACAACCUUCCAGAACUGGCUGGGGCUGAUGGGAGCUGUAGUUCUGGACUGUGCUGCUAUAGGCUGCUAUAAGGAAAGUUCAUUAUACAGUAGUACCUCUGCUUACGUAACCAGAGGGUUACGUAAACUUUGGGUUACAUAGGCGGCAAACCCUGAAGUAUUUUACCGGGUUUUGCCGCAUGCGCAGAAGCCGUCCUCUGGUUGCGAAAACCUCGGGAUCCGACCGGACCUCCAGAACGGAUCCCGUCCACAACUGGAAGUACCUCUGUACACCUUUAGGAGUCAGGCAAAAUGUUCCUAUAUAACCAGGCCUUUGGCUGAGUUACAUGCAAUGCCCUUUUAAAAUGUGUUGCCAGGGGCGCGCGUGUUAUUGGGUUGUUUUUUGGUUUAUUAUGUAUUUUGUGAUUUUAUAUUGUGAUUUUAUGUUGUAAACUGCCAGAAAGCUGUGGGUAUAGGGCGGUAUACAUUUUUUAAUAAUAAUAAAAAUAGUAGUAGUAGUGGUAGUUGUUAUUGGAAGCCUGAACAAGCAGACGCGCUUCGUGCAUUUUCUCCCAACAAGGAAGUUGGAUUUGGCCUCCCUUGGCCUUCGCAUUCUUUAACUAGAAACAUAACCAAGCAAACCCACCCAGAGUUGGCGUUGCAAACGCACUGUCUCUUUCUUGAACGCAUUAAUAACCCUGGGGUGCCUUUCAUCUUUCCUCCCUGAAUGCGCAAUGUGUGCUGCUUCGCAUAUUUCAAAAGGAGCGUGCAGACUGUGUCCCAUCUGGCGGUAGUUUUACGAGGAUUUUAAUUAUUGAUUGUAAGGUGCUUGCGAGUGAGAAGCGACCAUGUGUAAGAACACCCUGGCACUUUCCUUAAAAAGAUAAGAAAAGCAGUUUUGGGGGAGGGGGGAUGUAGAAUGGAAAUGCAGCAUGGGGGUGGGUGCGUAUGGACGACAACAACAACAACAACAACUUAUUGUUUAUACCCCACCCAUCUGGCUGGGUUUCUCCAGCCACUCUGGGCUGCUCCAACGAAAGUUUUAAAAUACAUUAAAACAUCAGUCAUUAAAAACUUCCCUUAGAUGUCUUCUAAACGUCACAUAGUUGUUUAUUUCCUUGACAUCUGGUGGGAGGGCGUUCCACAGGGCGGGUGCCACUACCGAGAAGGCUCUCUGCCUGGUUCCUUGUGACCUCACUUCUCGCAAUGAGGGAACUGCCAGAAGGCCCUCGGAGCUGGACCUCAGUGUCCCGGCAGAACGAUGGGGGUGGAGACGCUCCUUCAGGUUUGCAUGCAGACUUAACCCUGUGCUCACUGCUGUGGCUGUCCCUCAAAGGAGCCACUUUCCUCGGUUUCCAAAUUUGCAUGUUUGCAAGGGCAAGGAUUAAUACACACAGCACAUGUGUUGCUUCUCUGUUGGGAAGGACCGUAUGCUCUGUGACGGAGCUUCAAAUCCUGGCAUUGCCAGGUGGGGUUGGGAAGAUCUGCCAGAAACUCUGGAAAGCUGCUGCCAACAUAGGCAUAGCCAGGUGCGGGGAGGGAAGGGCAGCUCCCCCCCCCCCCAAUAAAUACAAAUCAGUAAAAAUACAUAGCAAACAGAGGUUCUGCCCCCCCCAACAAAAAUCCUGGCUACGCCCAUGGCUGCCAAUGUUAUUACUUUUUUUAACAAGUUUUAUUGGGAUUUAUAGAGAAAAAUGCAAAUCUUAAUAUCAAAUAUCUUUCCCCCCUUUUUCAUCCAGAUUAAGACUUUGAUCUAAGUACAUUAAAAACAUAAAGGAAAAGGGGGGGAGAGAGAAAGGAGUAGAAAAAGAAAGAGAAAAAAGAGUAGAAAAGAGGUUAUGAUAGAGAAUGAUAGAAAAACAAAAUUCAGAAAGUAAAGAACUUUUGAUUGUCUGUCUGCUAUAUAUAAACAAUAUUCACUUUGCCCACUCCAAUAUAACACGCAACAAAGCCACUUUCUAUAAUCAGUUGCCCUCAAAUCCAGAUAUUAUUUAUUUUUCACACAAAAAGUCCAUGAGAGGUUUCCAGUCUUUUGCAAAUAUUAACGACUUUUCUCUGAUCAAACGUCGAUCUCGUCAUUUCACCUGUCCACUAGUUUUAACAGCCAUUCUUCCAUUGUUGGUAACAAUGGGUUCUUUCCAUCUUUGUGCAUAUAAAAGUAUCACAGCGGUAAUCAUAUAUUGUAACAAAGUUCCAGUGUCCUUUUCUAACUGUAUAUAAGUCCCAGCAGGAAUAGUUCUGGCUUCAGUUUUUAAAAAAACCAGUCUUCAAAAUUCUCUGUAUCAAUGUACAUAUUUGUACCCAAUAUUGUAACUUAAACAUGUGGUAGGGAGAAGAGGCCCUCAUGGAACUCAGAUUUGCCGUAACUUGAUCCGGCAGAAUCCUGGGUCAACCCAAUUCAGGUUGAAACAAAAUAAAAACAUUCCUUCCAGUAGCACCUUAGAAACCAACUAAGUUUGUUAUUGGUAUGAGCUUUCGUACCACACGAAAUAACAAACUUAGUUGGUCUCUAAGGUGCUACUGGAAGGUAUUUUUUUGUUUCGACUACGGCAGACCAACACGGCUACCUACCUGUAACCCAAUUCAGGUUGUUAUCCAGGAUUUGGCUGGAUCUGUUGCACAGCUCUCCUGGCUUGUUGUUAGGAAGCUUCCUGUGUUUUCCCCCUCCAAAGCUGCUUUUCUUUUCUUUUAAAUAAGGAGGAGGGGAGACACCACUUGCAUGUGGCUGCCUCUAAUCCGUAUUUCUGCCUUGAAUUUAAGAAGGCAACAUGACCAGUGUUUUAUGGAAGAACGGGUGUCUUUUUCGGAUUACUCAGAGAAGUAUUGCAGUGUGGUGAGCUCGCGAGCUGGGUUUAAGCUAUGAGCAACAGAAGUAAUUAGACUAUAAUGUCGUGAUUGUGAUUUAACAGAUGGGAGAAGCAACAACUCUGUGGAAAAUGGGGGCGGGGGGGAGAGAGAAAAGACAGAAUUGUGUUUUGAUUGUUGAUGUUUAAAAUGCUGAAACUUAAAAUAUAAUUGAAAAGAAAAAGGAAGGAGAGGCAGUAGCGUGUUUGUUGCGUACAUAGGAUUUGUUUAUCAUAGGCUUCCUCAACCUCGGCCCUCCAGAUGUUUUGAGACUACAAUUCCCAUCAUCCCUGACCACUGGUCCUGCUAGCUAGGGAUCAUGGGAGUUGUAGUCCCAAAACAUCUGGAGGGCCGGGGUUGAGGAAGUCUGGUUUACCACAUGUGUAGUCAGCGUACACAGUAAGGGGCCUAGUUCAGUUGUGGCUGCAUACUUUCAUAGCUCUUGCAUCCCAUUUUCCCCCAUCCCUGUUUCCCAAUAUCUGCUUCUCAUGGACAUUAUACGGCUUUGGGAACAGGGCAAAACCGGUAUAUUCAGCAUCGGCAGCCAAAGAUUGGGUUGGUAACUUUCAACGAACACGUGCUAUUUAGCUGCAAGGCUUGUUACAACCAGUCGUCUUCCAGAGUAGAUAAAAACAUUUGUCCUUGUGUAAUAUCACGCAGGAACUCAUCCAGUGUUUGGGAAAAGCUUGCCGGCUGUUGCAUAAGGCAACAGCCAGCUUCUCCACCCACCUGCUCACAGGGGCCUUGUAUUUUUGCACUAAGGUCCUGGAAUUAGGAAUCUGGACGAACCAUGGCAGUUUUGUUAGCAGUAUGUGAAUGCGCUAAGGGGAGGGGACUGGCUAUUAGCUCUGCUCCGACAGCAAAAGGUGAAAUUCUCUGUAUUCUGAACCAGCCGCCGCAUUUCAGCAGGAGGCAACUAAAUUGCACACCGGGAUUAGAUAACGCGCAUUUGCAUUUUUAGCAUUUGCAUGCAUCUUGUCUUCAGCAACUGUGGGAACACCUGGGAAGGCAGAAGGCAGAUACAAAGAGUUUCAUUACUAAAAGCCUGUGAGGAAUAGAUUUCUUGUACCCAACAGUAAUAUAGAAUCACGGGAAUUUUAGCGGCAAGAAAUUGGAAAAAUACUAAAACACCUAAUAUAGCAGACUGGCAAACAUUAAUGGUAGAAUACUUGCAGCUAGCAAAAGGUGACAGGAAGAGUUAAGGGCCAAACAAAACAAAAAGUCCAUAAGGAAUGGAGAAUAUUUAAAAAAUAGUUCAAGAACCAUGGUAUAAAGGGUAAUGUGGCAGAUGUAGACUGAGCCUUGUAGUAUGUAAAGGUAAUCAACAAUUUACAUAGAAAUACGAUAAAAAAUAGAAGAAAUAAGUAACUGUGUGGUAAAAGUAUAUUUAACAGAUAACGUACAAUGAGAAUGUUUGGAAGUCUUUUUAAAACCUCAACUACUUUUUCUUCUUUAUUUUAUUUUUUUAUUUUUUAUUUUUUCAUAAAUUGUAGUGUCAUGUGUAUUGUGAGAUAUACAAAGUAUCUUUGCUUAAGUUGCUAUCAUUUUCUUUUUUGUUACAAACCAAAACAGAGAGUGUUGUAUAAAUGUAUAUUUUUGAAAAAAUAAAAUAAAAAGUACUAUAGAAUAAUGGAAGGGUCUACUAGUCCAACUCCCUUUAGUGCAGGAAUGUUUUGCCCAAUGUACUCGGUGUGACGUCAGUGAUGGCAACGCCACUUGCCAUCGCUUUACUUUUAGUCAGCUUUCACAAGAGGGCAACCCAUUUGUAUCUACUCAGAAGUUCUACAACAAGACUUGCUCCUUACUAAACCAACAUUAAGAGAGUCCUGUGACAUCUUUAACAGGCAUCCCAAACUCAGCCCUCCAGCUGUUUUGGGACUACAAUUCCCAUCAUCCCUGACCACCGGUCCUGUUAGUGAGGGGUGACAGGAAUUGUAGUCUCAAACCAGCUGGAGGGCCGAGUUUGGGGAUACCUGGGUGAACACAUUGAUUGUGCCAUAAGCUUUCCAGCAGGGCCGCCCCAUCCAUGAGGCGUGUUGAGGCGAUCGCCUCAGGCAGCAGCAUCCACCGGUGCAGCCUAUCUUUGUGGGGCUACCUUUGAAGAUGACCCAGAAGCUACAACUAAUCCAGAAUGCAGCAGCUAAACUGGUGACUGGGAGCGGCCGCCGAGACCACAUAACACCGGUCUUGAAAGACCUCCAUUGGCUCCCAGUACGUUUCCGAGCACAGUUCAGAGUGUUGAUGCUGACCUUUAAAGCCCUAAACGGCCUCGGUCCAGUAUACCUGAAGGAGUGUCUCCACUCCCAUCGUUCUGCCAGGACACUGAGGUCCAGUGCCGAGGGCCUUCUGGCAGUUCCCUCAUUGCGAGAAGUGAGGUUACAGGGAACCAGGCAGAGGGCCUUCUUGGUAGUGGCACCCGCCCUGUGGAACCCCCUCCCACCAGAUGUCAAAGAGAAAAACAACUACCAGACUUUUAGAAGACAUUUGAAGGCAGCCCUGUUUAGGGAAGCUUUUAAUGUUUGAAGCACUAUUGUAUUUUAAACUUUUGUCGGAAGCCGCCCAGAGUGGCUGGGGAAACCCAGCCAGAUGGGCGGGGUAUAAAUAAAUUAUUAUUAUUAUUAUUUCCUCAUUUUGUUCCUGGUGUAGAUCAUCUCUCCCUGUUUCUUCCCUGGCGGGCGGGGUGGGUGCCAUCUUGACAUCCACCUCACAUUCCCAAAUGUCUUGGGCCAAUUCUGCUUUCAAGAACCUCAGUCCACUUCUUCAGGUGCAUGAAAUGUCCCCCUCAGUUCCAGGCAUGUAAUGUGGGCAUGUGCUGCCGGUGAUGGAAACGAUGAGUGCAGAGGGAAUGAAACGUAGGAGAGCACAGACUGCUUAUUCAUGGUGUGUUCAGAUUGGAUUUCUUUUUCAUUUAUAUAGAUUAAUUCAUUUGGUUUUUCAAAUUAAAAUUUCACAAAGAUCUAUCAAGCAUAAAUCAUAGAAACAAGAUUCCAAGGAAUCUCCUGGACUUGGUGGGUCCUAUUAUUAAUCAUUUCCUCCUGCAUCUUUUAUGAUGAUCCAAAUCUUUUACAUCUCCAUUGUAUCCAGAAUUCAGCCUUGAACUACAAGCGAUAUUCUAAUCCUUCUAACGAUUUUAACUGUUUUCAGUGCUCUUUAAGAUAAGUCAUAAAUUUCCCCCAUUCCUUAUUAAAAUGUUGGUCUUUCUGAUUUCUGACUCUUCCGGUCAUUUUAGCCAUUUUGGCAUAGUCCAUCAACUUCUAUCUGCCAUGCUUCUCUGGUAGGAACUUUAUCUUCUGUCCAUCUCUGGGCCAGUAACAUCGUGCAUUCGUGGUCACAUAAGGAUUGGAUUUCUUACUUGGUCAGAAUCGUUUGCCCUGACUAUGGCCCUCUGAGAUUUGAGUGGCUCGUCUGUCCAAAUGGGCAUUGCGAGUUGAGUGUGUGUCUGGGGAACUUGCCUUCCAGUAUAUAUCCGUGGUUGCGAUGCAGUUUGAACCUGGCCAUCCCGAGAUUGAACUGCCUCACUGCUCUGGGUUUGUCUUGUCCUGUGUUGCUGUGGAAACCAACUCUGCUCCUUCUGCUACUUUGGGCCAAGAGGCUUCAUCUGUUUGGCUUUCCACACGCAUGCAAAGUAUUUAUGACUGCUGCAGAGGGAGGUUCACGCCGAAGGUGAAGGAUACUGGGCCACAGUUAUGCUCCUUUCCUGAGAGCAGAGCCAAAUAAACACAGGAUUUCCCCCUCUGCAAAGGAAAUGGUUGUGUUUUCUUUCAGCAGGAGAGAUACGGGGCCGGGGGAAAUCUGGAAAUGGCGCCAGAGAGUUGCAUUGUUUCCAUGGGCCCUCCGGGAGCCCAGUCGCCAUAAAAGAUAGUCUGGGUACAAGAAGCAAUCUUGUUAGUCGAUUUAAUGCAAACAUUGCCGUGCUAGAUCAAGCUUCUGAAAAUUUGGGGGUUUUUUGCUGGAGGGAAUAAAUAUACCAAGUCUGUAUCAUUUCUGGUGGAGCUGGUAACAGAACCAUAGUUACACCCAGCCUCUGAGACACUUGUGUCCCAAGUCUACCCUUCCAUUGUUUCCAUAAUCUCCAGUCUUUUGCAGUCCACUUCACAGACCCCACCUCCAUUGCAUGUCUCUAAAAUAUAAAUAAAAUCUUGACAACACCGGCACAUCAACCCUGGACUAUGCUUUAUGGGUGUCCAACACUCUUGCCUCCCCGACCCCCCAGCAAAAGGAGUGUAGCCAUAGGUCACUUGUCAGUAACUUGACAGGCGAACUAAUGCCAGUGUCCUGGAAGAAGCAAAGAUCACCAGUGUCAAAGCAAUGAUUCUUCAACAUCAGCUUUGUUGGACUGGUCAUGUUGUUCAGAUGCCUGAUGAUCGUCUUCCAAAGCAACUACUCUAUUCCGAACUUAAAAAUGGAAAGCGUAAUGCUGGUGGUCAACACAAGAGGUUUAAAGACUCUCUCAAGUCAAAUCUAAAAAAAUGUAGUAUAAACACCAACAACUGGGAAACACUGGCCUGUGAGCGCUCCAGUUGGAGAACAGCCUUUGCCAAAGGUGUCAUGGGCUUCAGUGGCGUAGCGUGGGGGGUGCAGGGGGGGCCGGCCGCACCGGCCGCAACAUCUGGGGGUUAGGGUUAGGGGGCGCAAAUCCACGGGUUAGGGGGUGCAAAUUACUUGCCUUGCCCCGGGUCCUGACAACCCACGCUACACCCCUGAUGGGCUUUGAAGACACUCAAACUCAGGACGUGUGGAUCCAGAAUUGGCCUCCAUAGUCACUCACUGACUCACUGUUAAGACUGUAUUAAUGGAAGACAAUCUUAUUCAGCUACGAGUGAUCACAGAAGAAGAAGAAGAAGAAGAGGAGGAGGAGGAGGAGGACGAAAGUGCCAGUGAUGGACUUUCUCUGCAUUGGCAUAAGCAGAGUAAUUUUUAAAUGUGUGCAGACUCACAAGUGUGGGACUGGAAUAUGACCCGAGUGUGAAAUGUUAUGAUCACCUGUAUGGACUUGAAAACAGAAGAUAGCAAUGGACGUAUUGCUUCGCAAAAGGAUGCUAAAAAUGGCUGUGGUUGAGCAGUUGUGAGUUCGACGCAGCCUGCUCUGCUCUUUCUCGUUCUUGCAUUGCAGGGGGGUGGGCUGUUUGGGUCUCUUCCAGCUCCAUGAGUCUAUAAUUCUGUAUAUCUGAGCUGUUUUCUGUGGGGCAGCCUCCACCAGGGAAGGCCAGCAGAGAAAAAAAGCUUUAAAAAUGAACCAAUAAUUACUGCCUUUGGAGUCUGGACAACGGAUCUUUCACUGUAGCUUUCUCUUUGUCCAAGAUCUGCUUUCCCAGAUGCUGAAAUCAUUUCUGUGACUUCGUUCCUCGACUAAAGGUGGGAGCAGGCUAGUUUCUUGCAGUGGGAGUUUGCCUCCUAUCUUGAUUUCUGCAAAAAUGCUAGAAAGUUACUUAAAACCAAACAAGCCUGGGAAUCUGAGGCUUUCCCUGGAGAGGCAACUGGUCUUUGGAUGCCCGGGGGGGUUCUUUGUAGGGUCUUUGGGAGCCCUAGUAUAUGUGGUACAGAACCAAGGGUUAAAAUGGGCUUUGCAUGGUGACCUCCCCAUCACACUGUGAAAAUUGAGAGGGUUCCUGAGAGCUCAACCCAGUCUUCUUCUCCAGCUGCACAUUGCUGAAGAAGGGAAAGAAUCUGUUUCUUCCCUCUCCUGGCCUCCUACCCACAAGUGAAGUUCAUGUGCUGUUUCUGGACCUUUGCUUUGAAGUGUUUCUAGGAAUCUUCAGUUUCAGAUUGAGAACACAAGAAUACCUGAAAUUAACAUAACGGGCGACCGUGCUCAACUUCGGGUGUUGGUCUGCAGUUUCUAGUGGGUGGAAACGAUGCGCUUGGCUCUCUGGACUUAUUUUCCACUUUUCAAUCUAGCCCUCUAAUCCAGAAAAUAUCACCCAGAGCUCUGUGGUUUUGCAUUCCAAACAACGGUUAUGGAUUACGAAGAAUUUUCCCUUCCCUUCAGAAUGAUGCAGCUUCAUGUAUUUCUGAAGCAUGUAAGGAAAUGUAAUGUUGCAGGUAGGGACAAUCCUUGUGUACAGUGGUACCUCGGGUUAAGUACUUAAUUCGUUCUGGAGGUCUGUUCUUAACCUGAAACUGUUCUUAACCUGAAGCAGCACUUUAGCUAAUGGGGCCUCCUGUUGUUGCUGCUGCGCCGCCACUGCACAAUUUCUGUUCUCAUCCUGAAGCAAAGUUCUUAACCCGAGGUAAUAUUUCUGGGUUAGUGGAGUCUGUAACCUGAAGCGUAUGUAACCCGAAGUACCACUGUAUUGAGCAGCUCCCAGCUGAGCCCCUUUGGCUGUGACAAAAGUGUGUGUGUUCAAGCAUUUAUUGCCAAACCCACACAAAUACGAACUGUUUUGGCUCCGUGCGUUGCCAUGUGCUUUUGUGCUUGGGCCCAUGUUUAUCUCUCACCCGCUCCCUCCACUAACCCAAAGGGCCAGGAUCCCUUUUAACAAGUUGUAGAACUUAUACUGAACAUGAGCAGCUGUUUCCACCCUCACUUGUAAGGCGAGACCCAUUUGUACUAUACAUUUAAAGUAGUUUCAUAUUGCUUCAAACAGCCAGGGCCUCCCCCCCCAAAAAAAAAUUCCUGGGAACUGUAGUUUGUGAAGGGUGCCGUGAGUUUACCCUAAUUCUCAGAGUUCUCUGGGAAGAGGUAUUGACUGUGAAACUACUCUGGCAAUCAUAGCUCACGGUGGUGCAAAUAGAGGUCUCCUGACAACUCUCAACGCUGAGAUACACAUAAUUCUCCAUGGUUUUCUGCUAUUACCCUCAAACUCAGGCAAAUGGGGAUUGCAAUAGAUUCCCUUCUUCUGUUGGAAGACUCACAGAUCUUGUCUCUCAUCAAGCAGAGACUGAUAGAUCAUGAAAUCCAAAAACUCUACCCCUCCCAGCCUUUUGUAUGUUCAUCUGCUUACUUAGGAUCGCAGCCUCACCAUAGAGACACACCUAAUUACUUUUACAAUUUAGAAACUCAAUCGCAACACAGAGCUUUUAUGCUAGCUCGUCUAAAUGCAUUCCCCUCAUCUUUAUUGUUUGGAAGGUUCCAAAAAAAUCCGCUUCCAGGGUAGAUUCUGUUCCUGUAAUAAGAAAACACCAGAUACAGUCAAACCUUGGUUGUCAAACAUAAUCCGUUCCAGAAGACUGUUUGACGUCCGAAACGUUCGACAACCAAGACGCAGCUUCUGAUUGGUUGCAGGAGCUUCCUGCACUCAAGCAGAAGCCACGUCGGACGUUGACUUCCGAAAAACGUUAAAAAACCGGAGCAUUUACUUCUGGGUUUUUGAUGUUCGAGAGCCAAAACGUACGAUAACAGAGGUGUUCGGGAACCGAGGUUAGACUGUACAAUAUAUCACAUAAUUUUGGAUCACCCUCUUCUCAACACCCAUCACAGGGAUCUCCUAGUGACUCCCUUAAAUAUCAAAAUAAUAAUUUGCAGAGAUUCUGUAAUCCAAUAUUUGUUGAGGGAUAAUACUCCUGAAACUACCAAGAUUGUUUCGGGGUACUUAGCCGAGAUCUUUAAAGCUAAAUGUAAAGUUGCCUGGUUUAUUCAGUGGUGGUUAUCUAGUCUUUUGUAUAUUGCAUGUGUUUGGAUUAUCAAUGUAUUUGGAUGGCUUUGUAUGCUUUUACUGUUUUAACUUAUGCCAAUAAAGGCUAGAUGCAAGUUGUAACUCCCAACCCCCUUGGGUGGUGCAGAGUUAAAAAGGGCAAUGGCUACUUCCCCAAAAGUCAACGCCUCGAGGCAGAAAACAAGGAGGUGUGGGGUCCUUUCUGCCCACCAACUGCCAUGCAAGCCAGACUUCCUCCCUCCAGGCUUGAGCUUGUAGUCAAUUCUUUGCAAGCCUGCUAAGGGCAACCAAUGAGAAUGGGCUGGAAAAAAACUGUUCCUGGAUUGUGUAUUUUUCAUCUGUGACUGCCCAGAUGGGUGGACGGGUCUUCAGAGAGAGGGGGGAGCACUGUGCUCCCUUCUUUGCUUUCAGACCUUUUUUCAGGUCAGCGUAAGGUUACCAUAGGGACGCGGGUGGCGCUGUGGGUUAAACCACAGAGCCUAGGACUUGCUGAUCAGAAGGUCGGCGGUUCGAAACCCCGCAAUGGGGUGAGCUCCCAUUGCUCGGUCCCUGCUCCUGCCAACCUAGCAGUUCAAAAGCACGUCAAAGUGCAAGUAGAUAAGUAGGUACCACUCCGGCGGGAAGGUAAACGGCGUUUCCGUGCGCUGUGCUGGUUCACCAGAAGCGGCUUAGUCAUGCUAGCCACAUGACCUGGAAGCUGUUUGUGGACAAACGCCGGCUCCCUCGGCUUAUAGACCGAGAUGAGUGCCGCAACCCCAGAGUCGGUCACGACUGGACCUAAUGGUUAGGGGUCCCCUUUACCUUUACCUUAAAGGUUACCAUGUUUUUUUCAAUGAAUCCGGGAACACUUUUCAACUUCAAUGGAUUUUGUACGGGGACUGAUUUGUAAAUCCGGGGACUGUCCCCGGGAAAUGGAGACGUCUGGUAACCUUAGGUCAGCGGUGGGGCCCAGGGUCAGCGUGUGCCCCUCCAGGUCUCUCUGUCGGGCCUUUGAGACUUUCUUAGCUACACCACUCUCCGCAAAUGUGUUUGCCUGGCUGGCCAGGCUUUGUGUCCUUCUGUUGUGAUGAUACCUCUCGCUUGCCUGGGUGAAGCAGAGAGAGAGGUGUGGGGCGUGUGCUGGAAACCUCUGACUUUUACCAUGCAAAGAGAAGUCACACCCAUUGCUCCGCCCAGUUUUUCCCCUGGCCCCGCCCACCACCAGCACACACCUCUGGAAGAUUGCCAGCGAGGCCCUCUGGACUGUAAAAGGUUAUCCACCACAGCCAGCAUGGCCAAUAAAAGGUAAAGGUAAAGGGACCCCUGACCAUUAGGUCCAGUCUUGACUGACUCUGGGGUUGUGGCGUCAUCUCGCUUUAUUGGCCGAGGGAGCCGGCGUACAGCUUCCGGGUCACGUGGCCAGCAUGACUAAGCCGCUUCUGGCGAACCAGAGCAGCGCACGGAAACGCCGUUUACCUUCCCGCCGGAGUGGUACCUAUUUAUCUACUUGCACUUUGUGCUUUCGAACUGCUAGGUUGGCAGGAGCAGGGACUGAAGAACGGGAACUCACCCCGUCGUGGGGAUUCGAACCGCCGACCUUCUGAUCGGCAAGUCCUAGGCUCUGUGGUUUAACCCACAGCGCCACCCACGUCCCAGCAUGGCCAGUAGUCAGGGUUAAUGUGCGGCCCAUCAACACCCAGAGAGAUGAAGAUUCCCCAUCCCAUGAGUAGACCUGUGAUGGUCUUCCAUUUGGGCUGGAGUCCAGCAUCCCUGAUUGUCCUCUCCUCUCUCCUGUACCAGGUAGGUGAGAAGGUGAUGGUGAUGGCCAGGUCGGGGCUCUGGCAGGAAAUUGUGACCGUCCAAGCCAACCAGACAUUCCCAAUGCCGGAAGGGAUGAGUUUUGAGGAAGCAGCUGCUCUUUUGGUCAACUACAUCACCGCCUAUAUGGUCCUCUUUGACUUCGGCAACCUGCGACCCAACCAGAGCGUCCUGGUCCACAUGGCAGCAGGUAAACAAGGAUUUCCACCUCUGCAGUAGGAAGCUAUAGAUCAAUGAAAGAGGACCAGUCCUUGACUUCCUAUUCUCUUCCUGCACUACGAAUGUAUUUAUUACAUUUGUAUCCUUCCUUCUCUCCAGUGCUCUUAGUGCUCAAGGUUCUUUUCUUACCACCCACCCUUUCCCCAUAUGUCACAAGGCCGCUUGGUCAAAGCUGGGGUCAUGGUUUGUUUCUCCCUAACAAGCCAGGAUCACGACCCAGGCUUAGCUGCUGUAGACUUGUGAAAUCCUGGCUUGUUACGGAGAAAGAAAGCACAAUUCCAGGUUCAGACAUCACAGUGAUCUGAUUUAUUGACCUGGUAGCACCAUAGGAGGAGUGAAAACAGGCUAUGUGCACCAGCAUUCUGCUCAUGUAUCUUGUUGACAUGUGAGUGCAGCCAUUGCGCAGUAGAACGGGACCUCCUAGUCUUUGCCAAAGUGUUUAACUGCCGUGAUUCUCAAACUAGCUUAAUUCGAUAGCAUAGAUCAGAGGCCGCCAAUCUUUGGGGCCCUGUGGGAAUGCUUGCAAACUGGAGAAAUGGUUGUGAGCAACACAACUGCAACCUGCAACUUAUUCUAUUGGCUAAAAUAUGCUUCCUUCGAUCCUAAUUUCAGGGAUGGGGGCCCUGUGGGUGCCAGGUUCCUGGCUUAUAUAUUCUCUUGAGGCUUUUCUAAAAGAAGUACUGUAUUUUUUGCUCUAUAAGACGAUGCAUACAGGCUCUGCUCAGCGCUCCCUUUAAAAAUAUUUUUUUCUUGCAUUCCCCAUCUAAAAACUAGGUGCGUCUUAUGGGGUGAAAAAUACGGUAUCUGUAGAAGAUGCUUCUUUCGAUCCAAAUUUCAGCAGUGGGGGCCCUGUGAGGACCCGGUUCCUGGCAUACAUAUUGCCUUGAAGCUUUUUUGAUUUGAUAUUACCGGAGAGAACAUCUCUGAUGGAUCUUAACUUAGGCUAGUUUAGGCUCGGGAAGCGAUGAACGCUGAUACAUUCCUGUGAAGCCAACUUUUCCUUGGCUCUUCAUAAGCCAAUCCGCGUCGUCUUCUGUAUGGGCCAACGGAGCAGCUACUGUCUACUGAAUUUGGCAGCGAGUGGAGAGAAUAUUUCCCGCGUUGGGAUGGAGUUGAACGAGGCCCCUUGGCUGCCAGUGGCGCCACAGUGCGCGGCUUCACUUGCCUCUGUUUCCUCCUUCCAGGUGGCGUGGGGACUGCAGCCGUCCAGCUCUGCAAAACUGUGGAGAACGUCACUGUUUUUGGUACAGCUUCUGCCUCCAAACAUGAAAUCCUCAAGGAGAAUGGAGUCACCCACCCAAUUGACUAUCGGACAGCUGAUUAUGUGGCAGAAGUACGGAAAAUCUCCCCCAAAGGUCAGUAACAGAGCAGAGGCAGAGAGCUCUGGAACCAGGGUGCAGCAGGCAAAAACUUUCCUCCAUAUAACUAGACCUUUGGCCCUUAACUAUCUGUGGCCUUUUAGAAGUGUAUGGGAUGUUUAUAAAAAAAUUCUCUUCCUCCUGGUUUUAACGUACCUAUGUGGGGUUUAUUGUCUGCCUGCCUGCCUGUUGGAUUGGUUGAACGUUGCUUUGGGGUUACCCUGGGCAAGAUAAAGCAACCAACAUAUUCAACAAAUAAUAAUAACAAUAAAAUAACAAUCAUUAUCAUGAUCUCCAUCUCUGGGUUUCUGCUUGCAACGUGGUUUUCAGCCGAAUUGUGCUAACCUGUUGCAAAACUCCACAAAGUUUUUUUUUUAUUAUCCUGAUUUGUAAAGCUGUUAAGGGGCUCUUCGAUAAUUAAUCGUAGUAAUUUAAAUUAAGCAAUUAAUUCUUCUGAUUAAAAACAAGAGGCCUGGAGAGAAAAGCACUCUUUCCUUUCAUUAGGCUAGAGUGCUGUUUAAAUUUGGCCAAGGGAACACAUCACAUUAUAGUCUUUUUAAUAUUAAAAAAGAUCAGGGCUUUCCCUUCUGCAUUUUUUGGAAUGUUCCCCUAGGGGAAAUGUGUUUACAACUGUCCAGAAACAUAUAUUUCAGACGUGGAACUGGACAUUUGUUCCUGAAUACUGGAAGGUCCUUAUAAAUCUUUUGUAACGGCAACUUUCUCUCUUUGUCUUGUUAGGUGUAGAUAUCGUCUUAGACCCUCUGGGGGGUUCAGAUACCACAAAAGGCUUUAAUCUCCUGAAGCCAAUGGGGAAACUAGUCACCUACGGUGAGUAAAGAAAACUUGUUGGGUAACUGAAUUGAGGCUCCACCCAGCCCUGGAAUCUUUUGAAUCCCAAAGCGCAAAACUCGAAUCUUCGAAUAAGAAAAUGCCUCUGCGCAUGUGCAGAAUGCUGCGCUUUAAAUGUGGAGCUCAGCUCUGCGCUGGAACCAGUUUGCAAUGCUCAAGGCUCAGCCUCUGGAGCCUGAGAAAUGGAAAUGUACAAGGACUGGCUUCCUGGGGUCAGACCAAAAGCUCCCAUCUUUCUAUCUCCAAAAGAGCCUUUGAAGCACCAUCCCCCUUUAUCUGAGUCAACUGAGCGCCCUGCAGCUGUGACAGAAGCUUUGUGGCAUGUGGGAGUCAAACGCCAAAGCUGUUGAAUGCUUCUCUCCCCCUGCUUCCGGCAGUGAGCACACUGUAAUUCUGUGCUCGCAGACAAAGCCUUUACACAGUCGAACUGGCAGCGGAGAUCAGAAUCUUGCAACCCCGGGGUGGCCAUCUAGAAGUUUCAGAGUUGAAACUUGCAGGCCUUUGCAGACGCCAACAUGGUGUUCCAAAAAAGAUCACUGUCAUUUCCAGUUCUGCAGUGUAAAGACCCCACAUACCAGGCUGCCGUUUAUGGUUAUGAAUUCAUUACAAAACCUAAAUUUGUUUCAGCCUGAUUUUGAACCUGGUUUUGACAUAAAUGGCCUACAUUGGGAGAAGGAGGGUGGAGAAUAAUAAUAAUAAUAAUAAUAAUAAUAAUAAUAAUAAUAAUAAUAUGCUGCCCAUCUGACUGGGUUACCCCAGCCACCCUGGGCAGCUCCCAACAGAAUAUUAAAAACACAAUACGACUUCGCUGAACAGGGCUGCCUUCAGAUGUUUUCUAAAAGCCAAAUGCAGUUGUACCUUGGUUGUCGAACGCCCUGGAACUCGGACGUUUUGGCUCUCGAACGCCGCAAACCGUUCCGGUGAUCGUUCCGGUUUGCGGACAUUCUUUUUGGAACCCGAUCAGCCAAUCAGAAGCCGUGAUUUGGUUUUUGAACAUUUUGGAAGUCGAAAAGAUUUCUGGAAUGGAUUCCGUUCGACUUCCAGGGUACGACUGCAGUCAUUUAUUUCCUUGACAUCUGACGGGAGGGCAUUCCACAGGGAGGGUGCCACUACCGAGAAGGCCCUCUGCCCGGUUCCCAGUAACUUCACUUCUCGCAGUGAGGGAAAUACUACAAGGCCCUCACAGCUGGUACUGCCAAGUCUCUCAGUGGCUAUGGCCAUCACUGGCCAUGUUAUCCUUCUGUGGUUCAGGGCCACCGAGUUCCAGUAGCUCUAUCUUCCUGGAUGGCUGCUUCCAGGAAGUGUUACUAGAAGCCUCCUGUUACCCUUUCUCCUGGCAUUUGUGCCUUGUGGUUUAUUCCUUGUGCUGCCUUUCAGUCACAUGAAACCACCGAGUGAGAUCACCUGGGGUUCUGGAGUGUCGGCAGGUACUGAUGACGGCCCCCUUCAAAACUCCAGCUCACCUCGCUCCAUCUCUCCUUGACAUCUAAUUCUGGCAAGGCACAGGAAGCCUUGAAUUGGCUAUCAGUAACGAACUAGAUAAGGGCGAUAAACUGAAGCUCAGUUGCAAAAGAGGGGAGGUACUGGUAUAGCUCAGGGCCCCAUUGUUCUGGAGGGGGGAAGUGUAGGUCCUUGGCCUUUGAAGCCCUGUGGGGCUGGGGACCUAGGUGCUGCAGAGAUUGUCUGCCUCCACUUUGGGCAGAGUAGCUAAAUUGCACCUAGGAAGCCAAAUCAUGUGCAAUACUGACGCUUUUCUUGAGAUUAAGGCCAUGUCCAAGCACUUCUUAAAAUAUUCCAAGGCCUUUACUAGCAGGCCAUAUAGCUAAGGAAGAAUACAUGCAAAGGAUUUACAUUCACAUGCUCUUCCAAGCACGGGUUUAGUUUUUCCUAGUUGAAGAUUUCAGCCUCUGCCUAAGAGAAUGAUCCAGUGUGAGACAGCGGCUUUGAGCACAUGCAGAACGCUUUGUCAGUUGCCCCUAAGCAACUCUUGUGUAAUAGCACACAACAAAAUUAACUCUCGAAACACCAGCAAAUUAAGCAGAAAUUCACUCAGAACAAUUACAGUGGUAAUUACUAAACGAUGACCAACAAAGAUAACUGCAAGCCACAAUGCAUAAAAUACCACAAUACAUGCAGAAUCAUGUAAAAGGAACAAAUUGAGAAACAAAGACGCACAAUUUAUAAAAUCGUGGGUUUUUUGUUUUUUUAAAAAUCCUCCCUUCCCAGCUGCUUUUCCUGUUCUUAAAGUCAUGGCCAGGGAGAGGCUAAUUGCUCAGCUAGACUUGACUGAGGUUGCCUGUGUAGGAGAAUAGAGUUUAACCUUCCAAGACAUCCUGGCCACUGUAUGCUGCUACAGUGGUACCUCGGGUUACAGACGCUUCAGGUUACAGAUUCUGCUAAUCCAGAAAUAGUACCUUGGGUUAAGAACUUUGCUUCAGGAUGAGAACAGAAAUUGUGUGGCGGCAGCGGGAGGCCCCAUUAGCUAAAGUGGUGCUUCAGGUUAAGAACAGUUUCAGGUUAAGAAUGGACCUCCAGAACAAAUUAAGUUCUUAACCCAAGGUACCACUGUACUGCGGCCCAUGUUUUGUUAGCCCAAAAAUGUAAAACGAACAAAGUCCCAACUAAAGAAGAAUGGCAACUGAAGCUGAUGGAAUAUGUGCAGCUUUCAGACCUAAAUAAGAGAACAAGAAGAACAUACGUUUAGAGAAGAUUGGAAAAUGUUUAUUGAAUAUAUGGGGGGAAAUUGUGUACACUUGAAAAUGUUGGCAGCAUUAAGGUAAAUUCAACAGUGUAAAUAAGUUUCGAUGGAUGCAAUAAUGGAAUACUGAAUGGUUUAGUUUAUGUAAAAUAUGCAGGGAUUUAAGAUUUGCAAAAUGAACCAUGGAAAGAGAAGAAGGGAAGUCAAUUGAGAUUUUAAGGCUGUUCAAAUGAGUAUUCUAAAUUGUAGAACAUAAAAUUUAAUAAAAAUUUACAGAUAUAUAAAACAAGACAUCCUGGCCCCUGUGCAGCAGCACCCAGGCAGUCGCUAAAUGAUACGUCUUUCCGCUUGGCAGGUGUAGCCAACUUGGUAACAGGGCAGAGGAAGAACCUGAUGGCCAUGGCUAAGACCUGGUGGAACCAGUUCAGCAUCAAUGCCUUGCAGCUCCUGCAUCUCAACAAGGCCGUCUGCGGCUACCACCUGGGCUACCUAGAUGAGGAGGUGGAGCUCUUGAGCAGUGUGGUGAACAAGCUGAUUGCCCUCUACAACCAAGGCAAAAUCAAGCCCAAGGUGGACUCCGUUUGGCCCUUUGAUCAGGUGAGUGUGGGCGGCAGCGCACCGGGCUCUUCUUGUCCUUAACGCGAUCGGUUUCUAGGUGUGAUUUCAGGGCUUUGGCUGUUCAGUGGAGAUAAAAGGGAGGCCCUCCGUUUAGCCGCAGGAAAUCACAGGCAGGCCUAUAGGAUGGGGGUGGUUGGGACCUGGCUUGUACACAUGCAAAGUGAUUUAGGGGCUUUAGGUGUGAGCACAAGCUGAACAGGAGCCAGCAGCGAGAUGCAGCAGCUAAAAAGGCUAACACAAUCUUUGGCUCUGUUAACAGGAGCACGGUCUCCAGAUCACACAGGGAACAAUGAUUUUCCUCUGUUCAGGUUGUGUUGUGGAUCUGGGUGUGCCACAUAUAACAAAAAGACGUUGCUAAACUGUGUUGUGUUUCCAGAGGAGGGUGACCACAACGUUGAGGAAGCUGGAAACCGAGCCCUGUGAGGAAAGAGUUGUAAUAGCAGGGGGAUGUGCAGCCUGGAGAUGAGAAAGUCAAGGGGGGAGCAUUUUAGCGUUCAUCUUCAGGAGGUGGCGUAGACUAGGGUCCCGUCCACACCAUACAGCAUUUCAACACACGAUGGUUCCCUCCAGGAAUUAUGGGAUUGUAUCUUACUGUUACGGACUGGUUGAACGCAGGGGAAUGGUGGGAGGAACUAGCUGGGGAAGCCCCCCAAGGGAAGAAGACUCAGAGCCCGGGGAUGGGUGGUGGGACAGAGGGAGAAGAUGGAGAAGACUGGGAGGAGGUGUUGGAAGCUGAAGAGGCAACAGGGUUUAGUGAGCUGGGAGAGUCUGUGGCAGAGAGAAGUCCAGAAUAAGAAGUAGAGGCUGAGGCUGAAGCUGGGGUGGGAGGGGGGAGAGUCAGAGAUGAAACAGACUGGGAAGAGUCUGUUGCUGUGACCAGCUCCCCUCCUCCCUGGUUUCUUAGAACCAGGAGAGGCACGGAGAGAGAGGAUGAGAAAUUAGCUUCAGGCAGGCACAGGUGGUGGUGACGGGAGAUGGCUUCGCAGCGGUGAUGGGAGAUGGCGGCAGUAGCGGUGGCAGCCUGCAAGGCCUUGUGGAGGUGAUAGAGAGUGGCGGCAGUAGCGGCGGUGGCCUGCGAGGACUCGCGGUGGCGAUGGGAAGUGGCAGCAGUAACGGCACUGGCCUGAGAGGCCUUGCAGUGGCGGCAGGAUUUGGCAGCAGAAGUGGCAGCAGCCUGCAAGUCCUCCUGGCGGUAGUGGGAGGCGGUGGCAGAAGCUGUGGCGACCUGCCUCAGCUUCUGCCGCUGUCUCCUGCUGCCACUGCAAGGCCUCACAGGCCGCCACUACUGCCACCGCCAUGGCAAGGCAUUGCAGGCUGCCGCCGCUUCUGCUGCUGCUGUCACCCACUGACGUGGCAAUGCUUCGCAGGCUGCUGAUUAUUGCGCCCCUGCUGCCAGGCUGCCGCCGCUUCUGCCUCCAUCAUUCCUGCUGGCAGCCUGGCAGUCCCAGAUUAUUUGUAUUCACUAUGACUCAUCAUCGUACUUUGGAUUCCCCUGAAUACCACCAAUUGGUAGCCAAGUCCAAAACCCAAAGUCCUGUUGGGAUGCAUUUUGCCUUGCCUGCUGAUGAAACGGAGUGUGUGUCGAUUGAUAAUGUUGUCAUUUAACCAUUUUGGACCCCUAAGUACUAGUAGUCAUCAGGACAUUGUCCUGUUCGCCUCUGUAUAGUUCCUUCCUUAUUUCAGAUAUCGUCAGAUAUUGAUAUAUCGCAAUGUCCUGCUGGUGAUACGUUGCGAUACCAUAGCUGCCAACCUUCCCCUUUUUUGCGGGAAAUUCCCUUAUUCCAGCGCCGUUUCCCUCUCCUAUCCCAGAUUGUUAGAUAUCCCGUAGACUGUCCCCGGGGCAGGUGAGGCUGCUGAUCCCUUAUUUUCAAGGCUGCUGAUCCCUUAUUUUCAAAUCUGAAAGUUGACAUCUAUGUGCGAUACUGAUAACCAGUUAUCGCUCAGCCCUAGCGUGGGGAGCAGGGUGAUUUCGAACAAAGCCUUUCACUGCGUGACUUUGUGUUUAGUCAUGAGGCGGGGUGCUGUGGGGAGCGAGUGAAGAAAUAAGUUGAGUCAUUAGAUCACAUGUGUAUUUGCUGCUCAUUAAGAGAGAGAAGGAACAAGGGACAAACCCAACCCCAGCAAAUCUAGUGCUGGGCUUUAGUGAGUAAGUUCAUUGUGUGGUUUUUAUUUUCACAAAAGGUUCAAUCCUUUGCAUUUGCAGGCAGGACUGCAAGAGAACCCGGUAGUUCAGAUGUAAGCAGCACUGAGCAGGAUAGACCCAACGGUCUGAUUCUCUGUGGCAACCACUCUUCCCAGUCUUGGCGUUUGGCUCUUGCAGGGCUGAGCCUUUUAAAAGAAGCUCCCAGGCGCUGAACCCUUGUUUAGAGAUCUCCUGGCCUUGUUGCCUUAUGUGUUCCAAGACCCAACACUGAAAACUGGCUUGGGAAAUGAACGGGACACAGUGAUGGAAACCAGAGUGCACGGAAAUGCCGUUUACCUUCCCACCACAGCGGAACCUAUUUAUCUACUCGCACUGGUGUGCUUUCAAACUGUUUUGGAGAUUUGGCCAGGUUGCUUAUGAUCCCUGCUUGGGAAUCUCUUAUUGGGGGUGGGGGGAAGAAGAGAGGCAGGCGAACCAGAAAGGGGGCAAGGAUGGGGGCGGUUUUCUCCUGAGAUUACCUCCUUCUGUUGCCUCCUGGCUAUGCAUUCUGAUGCACACAGUAACAAGUGGAUUCCAGCCACUUUUAAUUAAGCUGAAAAUGUGUGGGGUGGAAAGGGGAAAAAAACACCCCUUUGCUGCAUCUGAGCUGUAAAAAGCUCCUGUUCCUUGAAAUCGGUUUCCAAAAAGGGUUAAGGAAUUGCAGAAUCAGAAGAGUCUAGACAGUGGUGUCCAAACUUCUUUCAAAGAGGGCCAGAUUUGAUGAAGUGAAGGGCCUUGAGGGCCGAAAAGGGCCAACCAAAGUUGUUUACCUUAUUUCAGGAUUGAAGUUGUUGAGGUUUUUUUAGGAUUUUACCCCAGGAAAUAAACUGCCACAGGGGCCGGAUUAAACUGAUUAGGCCCCUGAAAUGGACUUUGGACUUGCCUUGUCUAGGAGAGAUUUGAUAGCUGCUGAAUGCAACAUUCCUUUCUGCUGUUAGGAUGGUUCAUUAGCAGUUGGUAAGGGAUGUGGGUGGCGCUGUGGUCUAAACCACUGAGCAUCUUGGACUUGCCGAUUGGAAGGUCGGCGGUUCGAAUCCCCGCAACAGGGUGAGCUCCCGUUGCUCUGUCCCAGCUCCUGCCAACCUAGCAGUUCGAAAGCACACCAGUGCAAGUAGAUAAAUAGUUACUGCUGUGGUGGGAAGGCAAAUGGCAUUUCCGUGCGCUCUGGUUUCCGUCACUGUGUCCUGUUGCGCCAAAAGCAGUUUAGGCCUGCUGGCCACAUGACCCGGAAAGCUGUCUGUGGACAAACGCUGGCUCCUUCAGCCUGAAAGCGAGAUGAGCGCCACAACCCCAUAGUCGCCUUUGACUGGACUUAACCGUCCAGGGGUCCUUUACCUUUUGAUUAGCAGUAAUUCUGCCAUGGUAAAAAGGAAACGCUCACACAUUGAAUUGCGAACUGGCUGAGUUUGUUGGCAGUGGAUGUUGCAAAAGCUGCAGCUAUCUGAAUAGCAUUCCAGGACUGCACAAAUUCAUGAAGCGUUUGUCAAUCCAAGGCUGAAAAUCAGUGGCUGGGUACUUCUGUUUCUCAGAGACUGCCGGGGGGGCAAUCUCCCUUUGGGUGUUGUAUAUGGCUGACCAACGUUGCAGAUGGAAUUUUGACCCUAUUCCUAGGGGACCAGUUCUGAGAGAUCCCACAAUUGUCUUUGUCGCCUAAUAGGAUUGAUGUGUGUGUAUUGGGGGGGGGGGCAGGACUAGUCCCAGCUGAAAGACCCUUAAGGAAGAAAAUGAAGCCCCUCCUCCUUCUCCCCCUGCAGGUGGUAGAUGCCAUGAAGCAGAUGCAAGAGAAGAAGAACGUUGGGAAAGUUGUGCUGAUUCCCGAAGCACCACCGAAGGACGAAAGCAAAGCAGCAGAGAACUAAAGUGAAAGGCGUGGGUGGAUUGUCUGACCUCAGGUCCUCAUGUUGUUGUAUUUUGGGUUGUGUUAUUUUUUUUAAAACCUGUCCCCCUCCCCAUGUCUGACCCUUUGAUGGAAGUAGGAAUGGGCAUAUAGAUCUCUCACUGCUGUUCAUGGAAUAAGUGGUGUAAGGACCGAAAAGACACAUGUAUUGUCGUCGGUUGGUGGCCUCUGGAGGCGAUGCAAGCUUCUGGGUUUCACAGAACGCUUUGCACCAUCUCUAAAGCAUUGGCCGGCCUCCUUUCAAAAGUAAAUAAAUAGAAAGUAAUCACAGAGAGGAAUUGCAUUGAUCCUACAUCUCUGCUCUUGUAGCAUUAACUCUUCAUUAAAGGAAUAACAAGGCCCAAUGUGAACUUGCAGGUGCCUGAGUCAAGUACACACCCACUGAAAUUUCCUCUUGAUUUCUGGGUCCUUCUUUUACCUUUAUUUGUAACCUACCCACAACUCCACAAAAUCCAUGCCAAAUUCACCUCCUGAGCCCUCUUCUCUUCCUGCCCAGUCCCUCCCCUGCCUCUGGUGACUAAUAACUUUAGAGCAUGUAAAACUCACAUUAUUAUUACAGCAGCCAUCGAAAGUCUCCAUGGAAACGGAGCUUCAAACCUGCCGCUUCCGAUGGGCAAAUUUAAUAAGCAAGACGCAUCCAACUUUUUCAGCUCUGCUGUGACACGAAGAAUGGAGGAGAGGCAGAGAAUUGUUCCUCUGCGUUAUCUUGAUGCAGACAUGCCCUUGAUCCUGUCACCUCCUCCAGUACGCAAAUGUCCAUUUGCUAUGCUGGCAACCUUAGCAUAUCUAAACCAUUUUUUAAAUAAAUAAAAACCUGCCCUGGCAAUUGCAAUGGUUAUGUGAAGGAGGCAACAGAAAGCACCUAGGUUUCUUUUGAGAGACACCUUGGGGUUUUUUUCCACUUUAAUUGGGUUGCGUAGACACAUACACAACGGUGCCAAACAGCUGACUAGUCUGCAAUCAGCUGACUUGUCGGCAAUCUCAAAAGCCGUGCUAUCGCUUGCAGAAUCAGCUGUCCUGGUCAUGUAAAUGGCACAUGAUUUGGUGGUUGGAUGUUUGAAUGGGGAAAACAAUCUAUACGCAAUCUGGCUGGAGGAAGGGACACGGAAACCCUUCCCUGCUGCAACUCUUGGUCGUCGUUUUUCUUCGAGAGCAAGAGCACCUUCAGGUGCGUGGCACAGGCCGGUUGCCUUCCAGAACACAGCUAGCAGAAUUACACGCUGGCUAAAUGUUCCCUUUACGUUUACAUUUCCUGUCAGGCUGUGGGAGAACAGGCAGCGAAAUUUAGCAGUUGUCUGCAACGAGCAGAGAGUUUCUGCUUCCGGUCCUGUCACUUUUGGUUAGUGGUCUGUGUGGAAAAUGAGUCGCUGUGCUGCCUUAAGCUGUGUUGUGCCACUUCUGUGGGCUCUAAUCUCUUCUUUGAGCCUUCUUUCCCCCCUCUCUUCCAUUUCAGCAAACCUCUCAACCUUUUUAAGUCCUCGGGCCACAAAGCAUCACUCUGUAGCUCGACACAUGGAGUAGAUACGGCCCUUAAAAAUUGCGCCUGUUUUGAGUUUCCCCUCCAAGCUGUCCUAGGUCCAACCAAAGGGAUCCAACUCACUUCCCCUUGAUGUUCAUACCUGGUGAAGGCAGCAAACCUCCGAAGGUAGCGUUCUGCCUCUGCCUGGCGUAAAGAAACGAUAAAGAGUACAGGGAAUCGCAACAGUAAAACCUGGGCAUUUCCCCCUGGUUCCCUUUCCCCCUCUUCCCAGCCCCAUAGUGAGAGUGGAAGACAAGCGUGGGCUGUGUUUUGGCUCACGGUGAACCCUUGAUGCCAGGAAUCGCCUGCAGGAAUGUUUCCACCUUACCUUAUGGUAAGAAGGGACAGACAACCGGAGGCCCGCUAGAGCUCCCAUCAGUCACAGCCAGCAUGGCCAGUCACCCAGCAACAUACAGAGGGAUGCGAGUUCUCCAUCCCUGCCUUUUAGGCCCUGUAGCGGGAGUCACAGAGACUUCACACCUUAUAAAAAUAAUAGUUUAUUAUUUAUACUCCACCCAUCUGGCUGAGUUUCCCCAGCCACUCUGGGCGGCUCCCAAUCGAGUGUUAAAAACAAUACAGCAUCAUAAAUUAAAAACUUCCCUAAACAGGGCUGCCUUCAGAUAUCUUUUAAAAAUAAGAUAGCUGCUUAUUUCCUUGACAUCUGAUGGGAGGGCGUUCCACAGGGCGGGUGCCACCACCGAGAAGGCCCUCUGUCUGGUUCCCUGUAACCUCACUUCUCACAGUGAGGGAACCGCCAGAAGGCCCUUGGAGCUGGACCUCAGUGUCCAGGCUGAACGAUGGGGAUGGAGACCCUCCUUCAGGUAUAUAGGACCGAGGCCGUUUAGGGCGUUAAAGGUCAGCACCAACAUUUUGAAUCUCGCACCUUCAGCGUGUGAGAGUGCCAAAAAGAGCCUUUCCCAGUCCAUCCAAGCAUUUGGCUGCUGAAGCAGUUGCUGAUGCCAAUGUUUUUCAAGGCGUUCCCUUUAGCUACCCACACACGCAACAAACAGGUCCAUUAGCAAUUUCUGCGAGUGAGCUAGGCAAGGAGGUUUCUUACACCAUCAGCAUGGAAAAUAACUUGAUCUUAACAACCGAAAGUCAGGAGGAUUAUUCUAACCAAAAGUUGCAAAGAGCCGAUUCUGGGAACUCUGUUCUUUUUCCUUGCUGUGCCUCUUUUAUUUUUGUCCCAGGGUAUAUUGUCUUUCCCUCCACGUAAAGUGCUGGAAUAUAUAUUUUUUUAGGGGGUAUGUGUCCCAUCUUCUCAAGCAACUUGGAUUUAAGGCCAUUUAGCAUGGGUCAAGCAUUCUUCAUCCUACCAUGCCACGCUUAGCGAAGAGUAUUGCAAAUGUCAGAUUAAUGCUUACAGGGCCCUAGGGUUGGGAUUGGCCAAAAGUGGAGCACAUGAACUGCAGGCAGGUGGUCGCAAGUUCAGUCCUUGCUGGCUGUUGUUGAAAGAUGUCGGGAAAGACUGAUGGCACAAAAGACUCCCAGCUGUGAACUCCUGGCCACUGGCGCUCCAUAUUCUGACUUGGCACAAGACAGAUUAGCGUAUGUUCGUAAGGCAAGGCCGGCUGGCUAGCCACCGUCUCACAGAUCAGUCAAAUGCAACCCAGGCCAAGAUGGGCUGUCAGUGGAGAGCGGCUAUACUGAAGAACAAACAUUGCCUGCCGACUUGCUGAGGCUGCGAACCUCCCAACAUAGUCUUUUCUUCUCCUCUAAGUCCGGGUCACUUGUGUGUUCACCCAGUAGUAAGCCCCACUGAGUUCAGUAGGACUUACUCCAAGGUAAGUUUGCAUAGGAUUGCAACAUUUGCCAGCGGGACUCACAACUCUGCCGUGUGCUAAGUGAAAAAAAGAUAACACAUGGAGCUUCCAUCUCCCACAGAGAGAGGGGAAAUGGUGCAAAAAUUCACUAUUCCAUGUUUUUAAAAAAAAUAUAUAUCCUCCUUUCUGUCUUGCCUUCCUCCUUGCUGCUGCCUGGUGCCUUAUUCCGGAUGGCAUUCCAAAACUCUUGUAACCUCAUCCUGUUUAAUACUGCCUUGCCUUGGUAAGAACUUCUAUACUGCGUUGUUACUCCACCCCACCCUGUCGCCAGUGCCUUGUUCAGACAUUGAGUAAGGUCUGAGUUGUUUAGAAGAUUUCUCCUCCCUCUCGCCGGGAACUUGUGCGAACACACAAAUAUUUAUGGCUUGUAUUUUACACAAGCAGCGAUGAGGCUGGCACAUUUCAGUGUGCCUCUGCGCAAGCGCAUGAACCCGUGGUGCUCUCUGAGAACUUGAGCUGAGCUCUCCCGAGAUCCCAAAUUGCUGGCAGCCAUUGGACAUUUUCAGAGAUGUGCUGAGAAAGUCUUUCUUCUGUGCAAUCUUACACACACCUCCUCAAAAGGAAGACCUAUUAUGAUGCUCAAUUAGACUUUCUCCAAGGUAAAAUAUAUGUAGGGUUGCAGCCUUAAAUCUUCCAGAGCACCACUUCUGAAUAUUAAUGUGCUCUAGGAAGCUACAAGGAGCAUGGAUUUGGCUCAGUAGCUUUUUUAAAAAAUGGUUAUCCCACUGCUCUUGGGAAGAGAGAGGUGAAAAGGCAUUCGUCCCAUGUGCAAAAACACUUAGAAAAACCAGAAAACAUGAACCCGUAGCAACAGCAAGUGAUGAUCCUAUUCCCUUCCUGUUUGUGUGUUUUUUUUGCAGCUCCCCCCACACCUGACAGUUCUGAAACACUCCUCCUGAACAGUAAAAUAUCUCCCCCCUUGUGCUAGACAUUUAACACAGAUUUGUCUUAGUGCUCAGUACCUAAAGUUUUUUUUUAAAAGAUAAAUACAGGAGACAUCCAAUCUUAAAGCACUGUAACUUUGCUCUUUGUUGCCUUGCUGAUUAACACUGUAAUCUUGAAUUUUAUAGUAACGCCCCCUUAUUUUGUGACUUAAUUGUGUGAGAGUAUGAGUGUUGAGUGUGUGUUUAAGACAACUGUUUUUUGUUUGUUUUUUUAACGGGCCACAGGUAUUAAAGGCCCUUGGCCCUCUUAAAAAAAAAUACCGUAUUUUUUGCUCUAUAAGACUCACUUUUUCCCUCCUAAAAAGUAAGGGGAAAUGUUUGUGCGUCUUAUGGAGUGAAUGCAGGCUGCGCAGCUAUCCCAGAAGCCAGAACAGCAAGAGGGAUUGCUGCUUUCACUGCACAGCAAUCCCUCUUGUUCUGGCUUCUGAGAUUCAGAAUAUUUUUUUUCUUGUUUUCCUCCUCCCAAAACUAGGUGCGUCUUGUGGUCUGGUGCGUCUUAUAGAGCGAAAAAUACGGUAAUUUGUUGAAACUGCAUGUACUUAACUUCAAGGACCAAAGUGGGGAUGGGGGGGAAGAUAAGCUGUCACCUGAGUUUUCUUGACUCCAAAGGGCAAAACUCGUCACAAUAAGAACGCUCUUGUUUUCUGUAUGGAUUUUCGUUGCACUGUUUCGAGAUAAGAUGAAAUGGCGUUUGGAGCUAAAGCGAGGCAGGUGAAGGCUGCUGUUUAGGAUAUGGUGGGCUAUAAUGGAGGGCCAAAGUCUGAACAAUUCAAUUGCAAGUGUGCCUUCUCACCCCUUCUCCCCUCCAGCUCAAUGGACUUUAAGCACAACACCACACCCAAGCUAUUACUGAAGGCAAUGAGGCUAUCUCAGUUUCACUGCCUUCCUAAGCUACUGGCCCCCAUGUGAGCUACAGGUUGACGCAUUUUGGUGAGGCAUGGACAGCGCCAGUUCCCACCAUGUAAGGAACCAUUCACACAACAUAGAUGUGAGAGGCAAAGUUGCCUCAGAGUGAUUUAAAAAUAAAACAAAACCAUCAUGUGCCAAAACUAGCACCUGUGUUGGUGCCUGAGGUAAAACUCAACUGAGCACGGAUUUUAUCCAGAAAAUCCUCUCGACGGUGGGCCUCCUUGCAAAAUAUCAAAAUCACAGUUGCCUAAUCCACAUUUUUACGAUGUUCCUAUUCAUAGUGUCAUCUGUAACUCUUUUGGUGGUGGAGGGAGUUGGGGGUGGGUUAAAAGCACUCGAUUUUUCAACUCUGCGAUAAAAGAACAUUGAUCCUACAGGCAGAUUGGCGGGACACACCAGACUUGGCGUAAACGUCCUUCAGAAUUUGAAGAGUUGCAUCUGUGCCGCUCUUCCCCCCAAAAUGUUCUCAAAGUUGUGGAUUGGGUUGAGCUUGGCUCGCGAAAACGUUAACAAGGAACAUUGCGUGAGAGAUGGUGGAAGGGAAAACGAGAGUCGAGGUGGUCGAGGGAGGGGGGGAAGAUGCAAGGAAGGCCCUGCCUGUGUCAAUACAUUUUAUUUGCAUGUUUGUGUUUUUGUGUGGUGUCGUCUUGAGUGACAAGUGAGGAGCCUCCAGGCGUUACGGUCAUCGGCAGGUAUGCCUGAUACAGCUCAAAUCACCUGUGGAGCCACCACUAAUGUUGCCAGAUACCCUUAAGGCCUGGGGCGCCUCUGCUGAACGAAGGGCAGUUAGCAGCCAGGGCACAUGGCCGCAGUCCCUAUCACUGCAGGCUGUGGCACAAUGUCCCAUUCGUUCCUCUUUUGAUAGUUCGUGAUGAGCAGCUUGUGUGUUUUCUUAUGGUUCAAGGCGCUUCUUCAAAAGUCUCGUAUGGUGUUUCGAAAGAAGCUCGCUCUUUUCUGCUUGCGCACGUGUGUGUAUGUGUGUGUGUGCGCGUGUGCGUCGACCACGCAAAUGUGCCAAUGCUGUUUACACAGAUUUCAGACAUGAAAUGCUAGUCUGCCUAAUGUUACCAUAUGCCUUAUGUGUUUUCUGGGUGUUCAUUAAAAGCAUAACGAAAAGGAAAGACAA
Molecule: messenger RNA, 39186 nt
Organism: Podarcis lilfordi (Lilford's wall lizard)
Lineage: Eukaryota; Metazoa; Chordata; Lepidosauria; Squamata; Lacertidae
Source: the annotation of a GenBank genome assembly